GUCCCAAAAAUAUGGAUUGAUCAGAUACCUAGAGCUAGAGCGACCUAAUCUGAAAAUGCUAGAUGACGACCAGAACGCCCCUGAUACAAGCCUGUAGCUAUGCUAGACCCCGAGAAACAGCCGUCCGUAUCUGUUCACGCGCCAACCUUCGAUUUCACAAUCAUUUCUUGGCUUCGGAGACCUGCCCCAUAGACUUCCUUUUCUCCUUCUUCAUCUUCUUCGCCUCCGCUCCACUAGGUUUCUUCACCGGCGACUUGGGCUUCUGCUGCUCCUUUACCGGUGACUUCUUCUGUUGCUCCUUCUGUGCCUUGAUCCUUUUUCUCUUUUCUGCAAGCUUCGCCUUCUUCUCCUUCUCCUUCUCAGCUUCUUCACCCAGCUGUGCAGGCAGCUUCUCAGGCGACUUCGAUUGAGAUUUUUGCUUCUUCGAUGAGGGCUCAUCCUGUUGCUUGGCUGGUGCAGAUUGUGCCUCCUCACGCUUACGCUUCUCGCCCUUCGAGAACUUGGGUGCUUCCGUCCUAAUAACAUCACGCUCAGGCUUGGCCUUCGAGGAUGUCGACGUGGGCGCA
Molecule: messenger RNA, 566 nt
Organism: Saitoella complicata NRRL Y-17804
Lineage: Eukaryota; Fungi; Ascomycota; Saitoellomycetes; Saitoellales; Saitoellaceae
Exons: 1
Coding region: 63-410 (115 amino acids)
Source: RefSeq, a predicted model, not a curated record